AUGCCUAGCCUACAAACGCUCGUCGUACGACGAGCUCCUCUCAUGGAUAUGGGUACUGCUACCAGUUCAGUAACUUCUGUGAAUCCAGCGUCAUCAAAAAAUGGAACGAUACACAAGAAACUAGAUAAUAAUAAGACUUCUAAUAAAUUGAGCAAUGUUGGACUUAAGUUACCGUUGGUUAAACAAGAGCACACUGGUACUGGUAUUGGUACUGGAAAUAGUGGUAACAAUUUUUUAUUAACUGAGAGAACAAUAAUUGGGAAAGGUGGUCUAAGUAACAUAGGUUUAAGUAGUUCUUUAAUAGCCACUGGUGGUUGUGAUAAUGGUAAUGGUGUUAAUAGUAGUAAUGGCGUUGAUGUACCACUUCUUGGGCGACCAGAGAGCAGUAGCAGUCUUGAAGCACGUGCUUCAAUGGGUCAUGGAGCUGAUGUAGCUGUUGGUGGUAUCCAGGGUGGUAGUUGGGCAAACUUAUCACCAGGGAGUAAUUUACGUAAAUGUAAAACUGCUGUCGGUCUUAGUACACUACACCUGGAGAAUAGACCCAUCAAUAAGAGCCGAGUAUGCUCCAGAUGCUCUAGUUUACUGUCCCUAGCGUCUAGUUCGAGGUACAGUCUUGCUGCUGGUAAUUUUGUUCCGUCUACAACUACCAAUCAACUUAAUCAGCAGCAGACUCAACAACAACAACAACAACAACAACAACAACAGCAGCAACAGCAACAGCAACAACAACAACAACAAACUUCAAGUCAAUUUCUUUGCAAGCUCUGCCUUGUUGAUGUUACAGUCUCCAAGAUAUUUAGGAUCGAAGGCUGCGGAUGUUUUUAUUGUAAAGAUUGUAUGAAAGCCUACGUUGAGUUUGAAAUAGAAGAAGGCGCUUAUGAAAUUAGCUGUCCGGAUGCACAGUGUGAUUGGUCGUCUAUUCUUACGUUAAAAGAAAUAUCGACGCUUGUUAGUUCGGAAUUAAUGGAAAAACAUCAAAAAUUCCGUCUCAAUAGAGAUGUGUCGAUGGAUAAAGACCGCGCAUGGUGUCCACGUGCUGGCUGUGAGACGAUAUGUUCCAUAAAUAGUCCAGGAAGUAAUGGCAUGUCACCGGGACCGGUGCACUGUCCAAAUUGUUCAACGGAUUUUUGUUCAGUAUGCCGUGAAUCAUGGCACAAUGGACCAUGUCCAAAUCUUCCUUUGGGUAUACCAUUUGACAAUGAUCACAUUAAAUGUUGUCCAAUGUGCUCAGUGCCUAUUGAAAAGGACGAAGGCUGUGCUCAGAUGAUGUGUAAAAGAUGUCAACACGUAUUCUGUUGGUAUUGCUUAGCAUCAUUAGACGAUGACUUUUUACUGAGGCAUUAUGACAAAGGACCAUGUAAAAAUAAAUUAGGACAUUCUCGAGCCUCUGUUAUAUGGCAUCGAACGCAAGUGAUAGGUAUUUUUGCGGGUUUUGGCCUUCUACUUCUUGUAGCGUCUCCACUAUUGUUAUUAGCUGCACCGUGUAUUGUAUGUUGUAAAUGUCGUGUGUGCGGAUCAUCACGACUUGAACAUGAUAAUAAUAAUGGAAACGGUAGUAAUGGUGGUGGUACUAGUACUGGUAAUCAUGACGAUUCCUCGACGUAAGUUUUAAGAUUUGUUAUUAACAAUUAUUUCAAUAUAAAUACAACG
This is a messenger RNA of Cotesia congregata, 1650 nucleotides long. Lineage: Eukaryota; Metazoa; Arthropoda; Insecta; Hymenoptera; Braconidae. The record is from the annotation of a GenBank genome assembly.